Molecule: messenger RNA, 1317 nt
Organism: Parascedosporium putredinis
Lineage: Eukaryota; Fungi; Ascomycota; Sordariomycetes; Microascales; Microascaceae
Source: the annotation of a GenBank genome assembly
AUGGCCUCCGCCGAAGCGCAAGAACUCACUGUCGAGUCCCUCCCCAAGCUCCUAGAAAAUGACACCAAGGUCAAGCUCGCCGGCGUGGAUGUAGACGGUAUCCUCCGCGGCAAGCUCGUGUCCAAGAAGAAGUUCUUGUCCGUGGCCGAGGCCGGCUUCGGCUUCUGCUCCGUCAUCUUUGGCUGGGACAUGCACGAUCUCACCUACGGUCGGGAGCUCAAAGUCAGCAAUCAGGAGAACGGCUACCGCGACAUUAUCGCCGUGCCCGACCUGUCGAGCUUUCGGCGCAUUCCCUGGGAAGAUGACGUGCCCUUCUUCCUCGUUAGCUUCUUCGAUCCGGACACCAAGGCCCCUGUGUGCGCCUGUCCGAGGGGUUUGGUCAAGACCAUGCUGGAAAGGAUACAGGAGAAGGGCUACGGCGCCAUGGCUGGAGGUAAGUCGAGACUCCUCCGAGUACGAAUUUUACCAGUUCAAAACCCCCGAUGCCACUUCGGAAGUCUCCCCGCGAGCUACCUCCGCGAUAACCCACCGCAGUCCCUCCCGUCGCUCACCGAGGGCAUGUUUGGCUACAGCUUGACGAGACCGGUGCACAAUCAAGCCUACUACUACGACGUCUUCGAGACCUGCGAGAAAUUCCACUGCAAUAUCGAAGGCUGGCACACGGAGAGCGGGCCGGGCGUGUUUGAGGCGGCGCUCGAGUUUGGAGAGCUCGGCCAAAUGGCGGAUCGGGCCAGCUUAUUCAAGUACGUUGUGAAAUCCGUCUCGACCAAGUACGGCAUCAUUCCCUGCUUCAUGGCCAAGCCCAGGCAAGGCCUUCCCGGAAACAGCGGCCACAUGCACAUUUCCCUCUGGCCGGACAUUGCCCAACUCUCCGACCUGGGACGGCACUUCCUCGCGGGCAUCCUCGACGGCCUUCCCGACCACCGUGCCGCGUCGAUCCGCCUCAUCGCGCCGCCUACGUCCAAGCCGGGAGCGACGCGGUUCGAGAUCAGGGUCAGCGGCGCCGACACGAACCCUCAUUUCGUGCUGGCCGCGAUCCUCGGGCUGGGCUGGCGCGGCGUGGAGAAGAAGCUGGCGAUCCCCUGCCCGCCGCUCGGCAAGGGCGAGGAUGUGGGCGGGCAGUCGGAUGCCGGGGAGAGGUUGGCCAGGAGCCUUCACGCGGCUACGGAGCGCUUUAUGAGCAAGGGUAGCGUGGCGAGGGAGGUGUUUGGGGAUGACUUUGUGGAGCAUUUCGGAGGCACGCGGGAGCAUGAGAUUCGGCUGUGGAAUGAAGCCGUUACCGAUUGGGAAGUAAAGCGAUAUAUCGAAACGGUGUAA